AUGGAGGAAAUCCAAGUGGAGGAAAAACCAAAUGGAAAGAAAAGCCAAAUGGAAAGAAAAGCCAAAUGGAUGGAAAGGCCAAGUGGAGGGAAACCAAAUGGAAAACAGAACAAACUGGAAAAGAAAACAAAAAAUGGAAAAAAAAAACAAACGGGGGAAAAAAACUUGUAA
Messenger RNA from Plasmodium vivax (malaria parasite P. vivax), 171 nucleotides. RefSeq lists its product as hypothetical. The record is from RefSeq and is a predicted model, not a curated record. The coding region runs from base 1 to 171 and encodes 56 amino acids. Lineage: Eukaryota; Apicomplexa; Aconoidasida; Haemosporida; Plasmodiidae. The transcript has a single exon.